Pygocentrus nattereri (red-bellied piranha) is the source of this 2593-nucleotide messenger RNA. RefSeq names its product major facilitator superfamily domain containing 1-like (gene mfsd1l). The record is from RefSeq and is a predicted model, not a curated record. Gene Ontology annotation, biological process: transmembrane transport. The transcript is spliced from 13 exons. Bases 138 to 1601 code for a protein of 487 amino acids. Gene Ontology annotation, molecular function: transmembrane transporter activity. NCBI's taxonomy places the organism in Eukaryota, Metazoa, Chordata, Actinopteri, Characiformes, Serrasalmidae.
CUAUCCGUGCAGUUUGUAGAUCAGAAGUUAGCGGCGCUGCCCUGCAGUGAGCUAACGCUGCUAAAAUCAGUCAGAUAGAUAAAUGGAGGCGUAAAGCGGAGCAGCCGAGUUUACAGAUUUACAGACCCAGCACAGACAUGGCCAAGCCGGCGGAGAGAGCCUACUACCGCUUCAUGGUGCUGUUUUUUAACUGCAUGCUCACAUUCGGAUCCUACUUCUGCUUCGAUAUUCCCAGUGUGCUCCAAGAGCAGUUCCAAGGGAACCUGACGUGUCCGAACUCCACGGUGAGUUCUGGCAGCAGUAAUGGGUCGGAAUGUGUGGAGGGGCUGGGAAUGACCCCACAGCAGUACAACCUGCUGUAUGCCAUCUACGCAUGGACAAAUGCCGCCGUGGUGAUCAUGGCAGGAUUCCUCAUCGACAAACUCGGGAACCGCUUCGGCGUGUUCCUGUUCUCCUUCCUGACCGUGCUGGGGUCGGCGAUCUUCGCUCUCGGGUCUCAUUUUAAAGGAACGGAGUACCUGCUGCCCCUCAUGCUGACCGGACGGCUGCUGUUCGGCUCUGGAAAUGGAUCACUGACCAUUGUUCAGAACCGUAUCACAGCGUUCUGGUUUAAAGGUAAAGAGCUGGCUCUGGCGUUCGGUCUGACUCUGGCCUUCUCCCGGCUCGGCUCAGUGCUCAACUUCUUCCUCACUCAGCGGUUCGAGUCGCACUAUGGCAUGCAGUGGACACUGUGGGGAGGUACAUUGCUGUGUGUGCUGGGUUUCCUCUCUGCUAUAACGGUCAGUGUGCUUGAUAAGAUGGGAAUGAAACAGCUGGGACUGGACGGAACCAUCCAGGAGGAAUCCCGCAAAGUGAGGGUGCAGGAUAUCCGAUUGCUUUCUCUCCGUUACUGGUUGCUGGUGCUCACCAUCAUGUUCUUCUACAAUGGAAUCUUCCCAUUCAUUGCUGACGCCAGUAAGUUUAUUCAGGAUAAAUAUUCAGGCUACAGUCAGAAGGAAGCUGCCUACAUCGCUGGCGCUGUAUACGACAGCUCUCUGGUGUUGUCAGCUGCUGUCGGCAUUCUCAUCGAUUACGUGGGUCUGCGCGGUGUGUUUGCUGUGCUGUGUGCGGUACUGACGUUGCCGGUGUUCGGGCUGUUGGCCUUCACCUUCGUUGCUCCACUUGUCUGCACCAUCUGGCUUGGAAUCACCUACUCAUUCGCAGCUGCGAGUAUGUGGCCCUCCAUCCCCCUGGUGGUCCCUCAGGCCACUUUGGGCACUGCGAUGGGUUUGGCCACUUCAGUGCAGAUGAUCGGCAUCGGAGUCUCUAACCUGAUUGUGGGGCAGAUCCUGGGCACCAAGAACAGUGAUGCUAAGAUUCCUGUGUGGCGCUGGCAGCGGAUGAUGAUCUUCAUGCUGGCGAAUACAAUCAGCUGCAUCGUCACCUCAGCUGUACUGAACAUAGUGGAUCACAGACAGGGAGGAACUCUGAACCGGACGACGAAGCGAUCAGCGGUGCAGAACGCCGAGGUGCAGACGGACACGGAGCCGCUGGUGAACGAGGGAGAGGAUGAAGGAGAGGAAGACGGGGUCAACACCUCCAGCUCCAUCAACGCAUCCUGAACAUCACUCGCUCCAGCAGGGAAUGGAUGCGAAAGGGAAAAACACUCUGAGCUCACCGCUGUUGCCCAGAGCAGAUUCACACUCAGCCGUCCGUUUGAUCAAAUGACGUUUGAUUGAUUUUAAGUGUAAAGAAGUUCUGCCUCCUCUUCAGAGACACGCUGCUGCACAUUUAAACGCACAGUUACUGUUUCUUUGCUGAAUUUGAAAGUAAAACUUUUGCGCAGGACACAUUUUUGUUUAAAUUUUUCCAAUUCGUUAAAUUCGGCAAAUAAACAGUAAUUGUCCAUUGACCAGGGGGUGCCUAAACUUUUACACAGAACUGUAUACACAGCGUGUCAGAAGUCUGGGAACACCUAGCUUUCAAAAAUGGUUUUAAUAGAGCUGAUCAUGUUUCCUUUGCAGUAACUGACCGUCAUAUCAAACGGAGCUGGUUUGUCUUAGUAUUAUAUAUAGACUAUUACGUUAAGCCUGUGAAACUGAAGGAACGGCUGAUAAAGGUCCCGCAUUGGGAAUAAAGCCAAAGGCCACGCCCAGUUUUCUCAUCAGCACUCAAACCUUAAGCAGCUUUAAUAGGGGCUUUUAAAUUAAAAGUGGAUUUGGAAAUCAAACAUUACGUGGUAAAAGAAAAGUGUCCCCAAACUUUUGCUGGGCUGUGUUUCUGCUCAGAGAGAAGUGUUGAGGAUGAUGCCACAGGCGAUCGUGGCGACGCUCCCUCGGUCAGGAUCAAUGCCGCAGAUAUGUGCAUGUGCUCAGACGGAUGUUCUGCCUUUUAUAUAAAUGUUUUAUAUAUAGUCGUAUGUGGGGAUCAGGUGAGGGUAUUUCUGAUUGGUCUACAGUGUUCGGUGGUGUUGGGGUUGGAUUUCUUCAUAGUUCAGUGUGUGAGGUGUAAACAGAGGGUUUGGUGUGAAACGGUUCAGACGUCUUUACAGUGGUGGUGAUGGGAACCAGGCGUCUCCAUGACUACAACACAGAUAUAGACACUUUAUUUACCA